Lycium barbarum (goji berry) is the source of this 2103-nucleotide messenger RNA. RefSeq lists its product as uncharacterized. Gene Ontology annotation, molecular function: protein dimerization activity. NCBI's taxonomy places the organism in Eukaryota, Viridiplantae, Streptophyta, Magnoliopsida, Solanales, Solanaceae. The transcript has 4 exons. Bases 1 to 2103 code for a protein of 700 amino acids. The record is from RefSeq and is a predicted model, not a curated record.
AUGAAGAAGUAUUUCACCAAAGUAUCAAAAUCAAGUUCGGGCUAUCAUAGUCAACCAAAUUGGGAAGAAAACGUGAAUCAUUUAGUAGCACCAUUGCAAUUUUCUCAAGAGUUCGAUUUAAGUUCUUUAGAGGCUGAUCCAGGUGAAAGAACUCAGAUCUUGGACUUUCAUCCAAAUCAUCGUGAUGCUAUUAGAAGAGAUUAUCUUCAAAAACGUCCUUGUCAACCUCAAUUGAAAGUUUUUCCUCAAACGUUGAUUUCUGGAGAUAUGCGUCGUUUCAAUCGUGAUUGGUAUGUUGAAGUUCCUGAUUGGAAUUGGAACAAAAAGGAUAGUUUGGCAAAACAUAUUGGUGGGCCGAAUAGCAUCCAUAGUCAAUCAAAAAGAAAAUGUGAAGAUCUAAUGCGGCAACAACAAUCUAUUCAUGCUGCAUUUGAUAAGCAACUUAAUCAAGAUAAGCAUGGAUAUGAGAUUCGCUUAGCAACUUCAAUUCGUGUAGUGAGACUUCUUGUGAAACAAGGAUUGGCAUUUCGGGGUCAUGAUGAAUCUAAAGCAUUGCGUAACAGAGAAAUUGUGCUUGCUUGCAAGAUUGAAACAAUUAAGGGUAUCAUAAAGGAAUUAAAUGGUGACUAUUUUUCCUUAUUGGUUGAUGAAUCUUUUGAUGUAUCACGCAAGGAGCAAAUGGCGGUUGUUUUACGAUAUGUUAAUAGAAUGGGAUUUGUGAUGGAGCGACUUCUUGACAUUGUUCAUGUUAAAAAUACUAGUGCUUUAGCUUUAAAAGGUGCAAUUGUCAAUUUACUUUCUCAACAUUCCUUGAGUCUAUCUUGUGUGCGUGGACAAUGCUAUGAUGGAGCAAGUAAUAUGCAAGGUGAUAUCAAUGGCCUUAAAAUGUUGAUUAAGAAAGAAAGUAGAUCGGCUCAUUCCAUUCAUUGUUUUGCUCAUCAACUUCAAUCAACUCUUGUUGGUGUUUCAAAAAAAUGUCUUCAAGUGGGAGAACUUGUACAUUUGGUUUCGGAUAUUUUGAAUGUGUUGGCGGCUUCUUAUAAACGUAUGGAUGAAUAUCGAGAAUCUCAAAGGAAAAGAAUUCAAGAGGCUUUAGAAAAGGGCGAGCUUAAAACUGGUAGGGGCUUGCAUCAAGAACUUGGUAUUUCUAGAGCUUGUGAUACUCGUUGGGGAUCUCACUUCAAAUUUUUUAAUUGUUUUAUUCUUCAAUUUGGUACAAUAAUGGAUGUACUUGAUACUAUUGUUGAAACUGCACAUAGUUUGGAUGAAAGUGCCAGGGCAACAGGAUAUAUUAGAGCUGCUCAAACGUACGAGUACAUGCUUACAAAAAAAGAGCAAGAUAUUGCGAAUGCCAUGCGACUUGUUAAUGUGGCAAGGAUAAGGUUGCAAGAGCUAAGGGAAGAUAAAAGAUGGGAUUUGUUUGUUGCUGAGGUAUCUACGUUUUGUGUCAAGUAUAAUAUUGUGGUACCUAAUUUUGAUGAGUCGUAUGUUAACUCAGGGAGAUUUCGGCGUAAACCUGUUGAUUAUACUUUCUUGCAUCAUUAUCAUGUUGAUGUAUUUUGUAAAAUAAUUGAUUGGCAACUGCAAGAACUUAAUGAUCGUUUUGAUGAGGAGACAACUGAGUUGCUUUAUGGAGUUGCUCGUUUGAAUCCGAUAGACUCAUUUUCAAGUUUUGACAUCCAGAAAAUAAUGAGAAUGGCUAAAUUAUAUCCUGAUGACUUUGAUGAAUUUAGUAUGUGUUCUCUUGAGAAUCAGCUUGCGAAUUACAUUAUUGAUGUUCGUGAUAUUGAUAAAAGGUUCUCCGAUUUAAAUGGGCUUUGUGAUCUUUCAAAAAGACUGGUUCAGACAAAAAAGCAUUCAUGUUAUCCUCUUGUAUUUCGUUUAGUGAAAUUUGCUUUGCUUCUCCCAAUUGCCACUGCAUCCGUUGAAAGAGCUUUUUCGGCAAUGAAGUUUAUUAAGAAUGAGUUGCGGAGUCGAAUGAAUGAUGAAUUCUUGAGCGGUUGCAUGGUUCCUUUUGUGGAAAAAGAUAUGUUUAAUGAUGUUUCAACUGAUGAUAUUAUUUUGACUUUUCAAGCAAUGAAACCUCGUCGAGUAGUGCUAUAA